Molecule: messenger RNA, 3321 nt
Organism: Kluyveromyces lactis
Lineage: Eukaryota; Fungi; Ascomycota; Saccharomycetes; Saccharomycetales; Saccharomycetaceae
Gene: NUP133
Product: Nup133p
Exons: 1
Coding region: 1-3321 (1106 amino acids)
Biological process (GO): protein import into nucleus; poly(A)+ mRNA export from nucleus; transcription-dependent tethering of RNA polymerase II gene DNA at nuclear periphery
Cellular component (GO): nuclear pore outer ring
Molecular function (GO): structural constituent of nuclear pore; protein binding
Source: RefSeq, a predicted model, not a curated record
AUGAAGCAAUUGUUUCAGCUCAGGAAAGAGCUUAGUGUACCAGCAGCAGCACCAGAGGAUUCAGUAAUCUCUGCUGAGGAAACGACAACUGGUUCUGCUGUCACCAAUGUACAAUUUUCGAAUGAACAAGUUAUCACAGAGAAUGGGAAGUAUAAGGUAUCGAAGUUAGCGCCAAGUUUAAGUUUUUUGCCCAGUAAUGUGGAAUUAUGUUGUAGCGUUGAUGCAAAAUCUGGGUACGCCUUAUGCUGCGAUACUGAUAAUGUUUACGUUUGGCCAUUUUUAUCUUCUGAAACACACCCUAGUUUUGUAAGGAUUCCAUUACAUGACGAGGAAUAUGAAUCAUGGUCCCGUCCUCCAUUAUGUUGCUUUACGUGGCCUAGUGUGCUCGAACGUGACUUGAAAUCAAGCCCUGGCUUAUUUUUAGUGAACAGUAGAUCCGGUGACAUUCAAUUCUAUGAAGAUGUUGAUACUGUGAGUCAAGUGGCAAGUUUCUUGACGCAAACCAAACGUCAUAAAUCAGUUUUAAAACUACGUGACGGUGAAUAUGUAGAGAAUUUGAUUAAUGCAGAACCAGCUGGAAUAUUACUUUCGACAAAUUACGGGCGUGUUGAGUUUUGUACUAUAAGAGAUGCUAACGGGAAACCUUUUGUAUCGCUAAAACAAACCAUAAUAAAAUGUCAAGUCGGAAUCUUUUCAUCCAUGUCCAAAUCAAAGAGAGUGGUAUCUCUCAAAUUGGGCGAAAUCAGCGGUAAAGGAGAAAGAAUAGUUUCUAUUUUAACCCAGGGCGGGCGAUAUCAGGUGUGGAACCUUUCAUCUGUUGGGAAUUGUUACAAAAAGAUCGAUUUAAAUGUACAGUCUGAAAUUUCACAGGCAGUCUUAGAGCAUUUCCCCUUGGCAACAUCUACACUGAAACUACUCGAUUGUCAUCCUUUAUCAGGAGACUCGGAUGCAUACUUGUUCUUGAGUUUCUUAGCGGAAAGUAACGAAACGCACUAUUUACUAUCAACCAUCAUUGUGGAUGAAGAUACUAACAGUUUCGCUAUCUUCUCUACUUACAGAUUAAACACAUACACGCGACCAUUAUCAGAUGAAUUUGCCCCAAGACUUAUAGUCCCAACUGCAUACACCAAGGAACAUUUACCGAUAACGUCUGUUUACACUUUAUUCUCUGAUGCUGCUGUCCUAACUCAAACAAGUUCCAAAUUGGACUCUAAUUAUCCAUUUAAAAGGAAAUGGGAGGACAUUAUACGGUUUAACAAAGAUAUGAAAGUUCUUGGGUACGAUUGUAAUUCAAGUUCCUUAUACAUUACUGAUGGAAGAACAUGUGCGUUAAAGUUGGAGACUUUUGAAAAAUACGAAAACUCUGACUUCCAAGAAAUUAGAUUCAUAAAGUCUCAUGUGGAUCAAUACGUCUAUUUUGGAGGACAAUCAACGGAUUCAUUACUAGACUUCAACUUACCUGACAAUCUAGAUCUACAACCACAAGAAAUUGAAACAGAUAUUCAAAUGUCCAGUGAUGAGAUUAAAUAUGCAUUAUCAAACCACAUACCGCCUGUUGCUAACAACCCCAUGAAACACUUAAAAAUAAGAAGCGAACUUUUUGAAAGACUUCUCACAUUUGUUGCUCAUAAUUUUUUGGAUCAAACAUCUUCCCAAUUCAAACUGGACUUGAUUUCUGAUUUUGAAAUGAUAAAAUGUUUGGAAAGCUUGUACUCUUUACUACCGCAACAACCAACAUCUAUUUCACAAGCUUGGAAGACAGUACUAUCAGAAAGUUCCUAUCAAUCGGAUUCUGAUUUUAUCUCAGACGGCAUUGUUAAGAUUCCAGAAUUAUUGGGCGCCUUUUUGAAGCAUUUGAAAGACCUAAUGAAAUCCACAAAUGAAACUAUGUUAAAAUCUCAGAUCGCAAAGCUUAUAAAUCAACUAGUUUAUCAUUCCAUAUUAGAAGAAUGUGAAAACAGCUACAGGUAUGGACUUUUCCAGAUGAGCCCAGAUGAUGUAUCAAAAAAUAUCCCUUGGUUCACAACAAAUAGCAUAAUAGAAAAUCUUAAUGACAUCUUCUUCUUGUUAAGGCAUGCCUCUGAAGAUCUUGCCGUUGUGUCAGAAUUUGUAGAGGAAUUACUGCUAUUGGUUAAGUCUCUAUUUUAUAUGGUCAGGCAAAUAACCAUGUGGAUUGAUGCAAAUGCCAUUACUGAUUCUAGUUAUAAACAGUUUUUCGAAGAAAAUCAUUUACUUUGGAAUAGGGUCCUUAGGGAUGUUAACAGGUCUCAGGAUUCAAUUCUAAUCACAGAUUUUUACCAAGACUUUGAAGGCUUAGUUGAAACUUUGCAAUCUCUGCCAAAAAUUACCGCAUUCUCUCUAUACGAUGAAUUCUUCCAGAAAUACGGAUACGACUUUGCAAAAUCCUUAUUUUCCUACUAUAUCAAGGAAGGGCUAUGGGAUGAUCUUUACGAAUCGUUUGGUGAAACCCAUUCAGAAUAUUUGGACCAGUUCUUAGGAGAAUGUCCCGAGUAUGGCAAAGUUAAAUGGAUUGGAAACAUAUAUUGCCAUAAAUACGACGAAGCAACUACAACUUUGUUGAGUAUUUCUACUGGAACUCAAUCGCUGGGUCAAGAUUUGAAACAAAGACAGGCACAAUUGAGUAUUGCCAAAUUAACAGCUCUUGCCGCGGAAGUUCAAGAUCUUGAAAAGCUAAACGAAAUUCAAACCGAAUUAGAUCUCAUCGAUGGGCAAAUUCUUCUAUCCCAAGAACUACAAGAAUCAACUCUCAACCCACUAUUCAAAGACUUUACCACCUAUCGAACUUUGUUCAAAUAUUUGAGCGAUGCUGUGAAGAGGAGAGAAUCUCUCUCAGUGCCGCAUAUGAUAGAAUUAUUCACACUAUUAAAUCAAGAUACUUCUUAUGGAUUUGCAUUGAGUAUCCUUGCCAUUGAUCACACGUUACCCACUGAAGUAAAAAAGUACUGCGAGUACCAGAUCUGGAGAAGGUGUCUCUUAUCCGAUGAAAAUGCGGUUAGACAAACUUUAAGGGUCUUUUUCAAGCAGCAGUUCUACCAUCAAAGUAUCGAACUUCCAAUCAUCGACAACUUGGCCAAUGAGAAAUUGAUCACUGACUCAUACCUGGAUGGCAUGUACCAUGGACUAACCGAUCUUAAUAAAUUAGCUAGCGACGUCAAACGAGAGGUUGCUCUUUUCGCUAAUUCGAAUUUGGACGUUACGAUGUUACAAUCCAUCAUUGGAGAAAUCAACGAGGAAACCGGUAACCAAUGUGUCAUCAAUUACGCAACUAACACAAUCGAGACAAGUCCCACAUCUUUCUAA